GACUAACUAAGGAAAAAGAAGAAGAAGAAAAAGAAGAAGAAAAAGGAGAGGAGGAGGAGGAGGAGGAGGAAGAAGAAGAAGAAGAAGAAGAAGAAGAAAAAGAAGGAGAAAAAGAAUAA
Molecule: messenger RNA, 119 nt
Organism: Eimeria maxima
Lineage: Eukaryota; Apicomplexa; Conoidasida; Eucoccidiorida; Eimeriidae
Exons: 1
Source: RefSeq, a predicted model, not a curated record